UCCUUUGUAGUUAAUUGUUAGAUGUGUUUUUCUUAAUGAUAAUCUUGGCGCGCAAAACGAAGUUUGGAAAACGAAAUUAGAUUGUAUUGUACUGCGAUCAUUCUCGGUAGGAUUUCGAUCCUGACUUUCUCUUAAGCUCAGAAAUAGGAAGUAUCAUAAGGCCAAACGCGUGAUGAACAGGGCCAAGAAGGCUAAGAUUGCUGAUGAGGAAUACUGCAAGGUUUGUAAGGAUGGAGGCGAUCUGCUGUGCUGCGACUCCUGCCCCUCUGUCUACCACGGGGCCUGCCUACGGCCACCUCUGAAAUCAAUUCCCAAGGGCGAUUGGUUCUGUCCGCGAUGCAUUUUCCUUCCGGGAAAACCCGAAAAAAUAUUGACAUGGCGAUGGUCAACCGAAGACACGUCUACUUUCAACGAAUACGAAGGAUCCGAGCCCCGCGAAUACUUUAUCAAAUGGCACAACAUGUCAUACUGGAACUGCGAGUGGAUUGCCGAAUGGAAACUGCUUGUCCUAUAUCCCAUGAUGGUACGUACCUUCCAGAGAAAGUCUGAUAUGGAAGAGCCGCCCAAGUUCGAGGAGUUUGAGGACGAGGAAGGCGACCUGCAGGAACGAUUUUACAGUAACGGUGUAAAGCCCGAAUGGCUCAUAGUCCACAGAGUGAUCAAACACACAAAGGAACCUGAUGGCAGCACCACAUACCUUGUAAAAUGGAGGGAAUUGGCCUACACUGAGUGCACAUGGGAGAAGGAAAACGAUGACAUCCAUAACUUGAAACAAGCCAUUGACUUAUACAAAGAUCUUCAUUCCAUCAAAAAGCGUCACAGAAAGCUCAAUCCCACUACAGACCUAAGCAAGAAGUAUGAAGACCAACCAGCAUUUCUGGAAGGAACUGGCUUGCAAUUGCAUCCCUUUCAGUUGGAAGGCGUCAGCUGGCUGCGCUACAGCUGGGGGCAAGGUAUCUCCACCAUCCUAGCCGACGAAAUGGGUCUGGGCAAGACCAUUCAGACGGUAGUUUUCCUUUACUCUCUGUUCAAAGAGGGCCAUUGUCGUGGCCCCUUCAUAAUAUCAGUGCCGCUUUCCACAGUUCCUAACUGGGAGCGGGAACUGUCACUAUGGGCUCCAGAGUUCAACUGCGUCACUUAUGUGGGUGAUAAGCCUUCCAGAUUGACUAUGCGUAGAAACGAGUUCACAUUUGAGAAGAUAACCAAAGGAUUUGUUCGGACUUCAGACACGACCAUGUUGAAAUUCAACGUGUUGCUCACCAGCUUCGAGAUAAUCAACUUGGACUUUCUUUUCCUAGGAAAAAUCCAAUGGGAGGUCCUGGUGGUGGAUGAGGCCCAUCGUCUGAAGAGCAACCAGAGCAAAUACUUCCGCACCUUGAACAGCUAUAUCAUUGCCUACAAGCUGCUGUUAACGGGAACUCCACUGCAAAACAAUCUCGUGGAGCUGUUUCACCUUCUGAAUUUCCUGAGCCCGAAAAAGUUUAAUGACCUACAGUCAUUCCAGGCGGAGUUCGACGACAUUUCGAAGGAAGAACAGAUAAAGCAUCUGCACGAAAUCUUGGGACCGCACAUGCUUCGCCGGUUGAAGACAGAUGUGCUAAAGAACAUGCCCUCCAAGUCCGAGUUUAUUGUGCGCGUGGAGUUGUCAGCCAUGCAAAAAAAGUACUACAAAUUCAUCCUGACCAAGAACUUCAAGGCGUUAAAUGCGAGCGCAACCUCUAGGUCCGUUUCCUUACUUAAUAUAAUGGUGGAUCUGCGAAAAUGCUGCAACCAUCCCUAUCUUUUUCCCUCGGCUGUCGAAGAGGCACCUAUUUCGCCUAAUGGCUUGUACGAGCUCAAUUCGUUGACCAAGGCCUCCGGAAAGAUGGUUCUGCUCUCCGAGAUGCUAAAACAGCUGAAGGCGCAAAACCACCGCGUCUUAAUAUUCUCACAGAUGACCAAGAUGCUUGAUAUUCUCGAGCACUUCCUCGAGGGUGAGAAUUACCAGUACGAACGAAUUGACGGCGGAAUCAGGGGAACAGUGCGUCAGGGAGCCAUUGAUAGAUUUAAUGCUCCUGGAUCGGAGCACUUUGUCUUCCUGCUUAGCACACGGGCAGGAGGAUUGGGUAUUAAUUUAGCCACAGCCGACACAGUCAUUAUGUACGACUCGGACUGGAAUCCGCAUAACGACAUUCAAGCUUUCUCCCGAGCCCAUCGUAUCGGUCAGACCAAAAAUGUUAUGAUAUAUAGAUUUGUGAAUCGCAGUUCCGUGGAGGAGCGCAUUAUGGAAGCAGCAAAACGCAAGAUGAUGCUCACCCAUCUCGUGGUGCGGCCGGUAGUAGGUGGUAAUGGCAUCAGUCUCACCCAGCAAGAGCUCGAGGAUAUAAUUCGAUUUGGCUCCGAGGAUCUUUUCAAGCAAGGCAAGGAGAAGGCUAUUCACUACGACGAGAAGGCGGUUGCCGUACUGCUGGACCGCUCCGAUCGAGGCGUUCAGGAGAAGGAGUCGUGGGCCAACGAGUACCUAUCGUCCUUUAAGGUGGCAUCUUACGACACUAAGGAAGAAAAUGAGGAGGAGGAUGCCCACAAACAGGAUGUGGAAAACCAGGACCCGGACAACUGGAGAACUCCUCAGCAAAAAAAGCGCCAGCAAUUCAGUGAGAUCUUAGAGAACAGCAUGGGAAAAGGCAAGCGAGUCCGAAAGCCAAUUAACUAUAAGGAACGUCUUCAUUUGUCUGCCCAGAAGACUAGCAACAACGACAGCGACUAUAUCCCGGAUGAUACAGUGUCGACCCCAUCUAAACUACUAUUUUAAGUAAAAUGUUAGGAACACCAUAUCGACUAUAACCAUGACCAAUAUCAGUACAAAAAAGAAAUGCAAAAGCUUGAUCGUAAAGAUGCUAUCGAAAAUAUUAUUUCCGUAUUACUAAAUGUAUAAAUAAAAAUCUUGUUUGAUCGUAUCAACUGACCGACUUGAUGUUAAAGUUUGAUCCUAAAGAAUAUAUUAUGUUUCCAUAUUACUAAAUGUAUAAAUAAGAAUCUUGUUUGAUUGUAUCCACUGGCCGACCAGUCAAGGUAAAGGGUUUGAGGGAUUUACUCUGUAUUAAUAAGUAAAUUGAAAGACCCGGAAUAUCCUUGAUUUUCUUUGUAGACAAGUUCGGAGGCACUUAGUCCGCCAAAACACAUUCACAUUCCAAAUUAAAUAAGUGCUUAAUUAUAUUGCCCAAAAUUAUGCAAUUUUAAAGGGAAGUACAUAGUAAAAAUUAAGACUACACUGGCCAUAUCAAAUCAGUCACAAGUGUCAGAAAGGAAAACGAUUUUCAACGCAACUCGCAGGAAAAUGUCUGGUGAAAUAAUUAAAUGUAAUUCAAUUAAAGGCAUUUUAUGCGUAAAAUUUUAUUAAAGCCUUGCAUUUGCAGUGUGGAGCAGAAAAGUCUCAAUGCCAGACAAACACAGUGGAUACACAGAAAGAUAAAUCAUGAAAACUAUUAAAAAUGUUGUCAACUUAAAGGUUAAAUAAUUUUGAAAUAAACGUAGCAAACUAAGAGCUAUUACUUCAUAUUAACUUAAUUUCAUAGCUAAAAAUACUUGCUUAAAAGUUCAAAAUUUAUGACCAAUAAAACUAAAGGACUGAAAAAUUGUUCAUUUCAGGCUUUGAAAAACUAA
Messenger RNA from Drosophila eugracilis, 3642 nucleotides. It is a transcript of the gene Chd3, whose product is annotated as chromodomain-helicase-DNA-binding protein 3. The record is from RefSeq and is a predicted model, not a curated record. Gene Ontology annotation, cellular component: chromatin; nucleus. Lineage: Eukaryota; Metazoa; Arthropoda; Insecta; Diptera; Drosophilidae. Gene Ontology annotation, molecular function: ATP-dependent chromatin remodeler activity; ATP hydrolysis activity; DNA binding. The coding region runs from base 173 to 2791 and encodes 872 amino acids. Gene Ontology annotation, biological process: negative regulation of transcription by RNA polymerase II; chromatin remodeling. The transcript has a single exon.